Messenger RNA from Nannospalax galili (Upper Galilee mountains blind mole rat), 246 nucleotides. It is a transcript of the gene CUNH4orf33, whose product is annotated as chromosome unknown C4orf33 homolog. The record is from RefSeq and is a predicted model, not a curated record. NCBI's taxonomy places the organism in Eukaryota, Metazoa, Chordata, Mammalia, Rodentia, Spalacidae. The transcript has 2 exons.
AUGGAUUUUAAAAUUGAACACACCUGGAAUGGUUUUCCAGCGAGGUACAAGCCAGUGUUUGUCAGGCUGAGUCCAGGUGAUAACAGAGUCUUGAUGGAGGUUAGUGCUCCAUUUUUCAAUGAUCCUCCAGCUCCUCUUGGAGAACCAGAGAAGCCUUUUAAUGAACUGUGGGACUAUAAAGUUGUGGAAUAAUUUUUCUUGAAUGAUAUAACUGAGCAGUAUUUAGAAGUUGAAAUUUGUCUGUAA